Molecule: messenger RNA, 2389 nt
Organism: Acanthopagrus latus (yellowfin seabream)
Lineage: Eukaryota; Metazoa; Chordata; Actinopteri; Spariformes; Sparidae
Product: immunoglobulin superfamily member 6
Exons: 6
Coding region: 129-869 (246 amino acids)
Source: RefSeq, a predicted model, not a curated record
UUAGGCUAUCUAAAGCAAAUAAUAAACACUGAAAUGUCUCAGUUUUUUGUUUUUUUUCAAAUCUAUUCAGCUGCAGAGGAGAGGAAGUAGGGUAUUGCUGUUGAGGAAAUGCAAUAGACUUACUUCCUAUGUUGUCAGCCGUCAUGAGAGGAAUAAUGAGAUCAUUCACAAGCUGUCGUGGCACUGACAUGGAGCGGUUGUUAUGGAUGUCUCUCCUGCUCGCCAACCUGCCCGUCACAGAGAGCAUAACAGAAGAAGAAAAGAGCUGCUUGUCACAACCGAACAGGAUGAUCUGGAGGAAAACGGGACAAGGUGUUAUUCUCCCUUGUACCGUAAAUCCAUCUUGUUCAGACAAAAACUUGCAGUUCGAGUGGUUUUUCUUCAAAGAAAACGUCCAUCUUCGCUUGGCAUCGCUGAACGAUCCUCUCAAGUAUGUGCUCAGAGGAGCAUCUUUACACAUCAGCACGCUUCAUGUUAAUGAUAGCGGGAUUUACCACUGUGCUGCAGUGAUGCAUGGAGACUCGGCACCCGGCUCACAGUACGUAGGGUCGGGGACAGGGCUUGUGGUAAGAGAAAAAGUUAAAAUAAUGGUGAGGGACAUUCUUCUGUGGCUGUCGUUUGUCCUCCUGUCCAUCUACAGCCUGGCAAUUGUGACACUUAUCAUAAAGAAGCAUGGCUGCAAAAGGAUUCAGAAAUCUGACAAGAAAAACUCAACAAAGACAAAACAAUUCCGUGACGUGCUGCAGGAAAUGUACAGCAGAAGGAACCUGGAGAGGAGCAAACAAAGCGUGAGCAGAAGCCGCUCUCCAGCUGAGGCUGCGAGCACUGACCUGGACAACUCAAACGAUGACAUCUAUCAAAAUGUCUGACUGUCGUUAACAGACAUCAAACGACAGAUUUUGGACCACCGUCAUCUGGACAGAGAGGACCUUUCAAAGCAACGAAAUGCCUGAUGGGAAGACGAGGGUAUGGGACUAAGGAAAUGAGAACUGCUGCCGGGGUAGUUGUGUGCCAUCUCAUCUUCUCCCACGAAUUGAGACAUAUCAACCACAACAAAAAGGUCCUGAGUCAUUCUUCAUUUUCUCCUCAUUCGACAGACAGUAACUGUAGUUUUAUCUACAUUCUGUCGACUGGGACCAAUUUUGCAGCACCUUCAGCAAUUUCAUUCUUUUAAGAACCACAGCAGAGUUUACCAUUACUUCCACACAUUUAGGUCAAUAAGCCGUUUAAUUUGGGAAUUGCACUUUCAGGAGAAGAGAGUAAAAAGUAGCACAUUACAUACAUUUACAUUCUCAGGACAAAGAUCACAUUGUUCAGUGAUGAAAGUGGAAAUCAGCAGAAAAAUAGUGCAACUGUGAGAGUACAGAAAGUCAAGUAAGAUUAUUCCCCCCCCCCCCCCCCGAUUAUUAAGUAACACAUAUGGAAAUCAUAAACAUAUACAAAUAUUAUUCUGAUCAUAGUUCACGGUUCUACAAAACUCACUUCUUAUGAAAAACUUUGGAAACCAAAACUGAAAAGUUCAGUCAGAUCUAGUAAGACUUCAAGUUCAUAAUUGUAAACUAUUUAAUGACAUGCAGGCACAUUUCAGAUGACUUUAUAUGACAAUACAGCAUUUGAUUAACAAUGUUAAAAUAACAUUGUGUAAGAAAUUGGUACUCUUUGUUACUUUUUCAGCUUUGGAGUGCCAACCGAAAUCACUGAAUAUAGUUAUAAACCUGUGUUUCUAUACAAUAAUCAGUGAGGCCUGGCCCCCUGAAACACUGGUCGCAUUUAGCCUUUUUACCAUCCUAAUUCUUGUCUCAUUUGUGGUUCAAUAAACAGUAAACUCAUCACAUUCAAUCCUCCACAGCGUUAUAUUUAAAGAUAUUUUUCAAGCACACGAAUGAGAAACAUUGGAGAAACGCAUGCUGAGAAUCCUGAACAAGCUUCUUCUGCACUCCCUUAAUUACAGGUGUUCAGGGGGGAGGCUCGGAAAAUAAUGACGCACCAUUCACUGUCAUUAUACAACCAAAAAUUAUUCUGAAGCUGCUUUGUUAAGGCAAAAAGUUGCAUAAUGUUACUUUAAUUCAAGAGUGAAAAUAUUGCAUUCUUGAUGCUGGAGUGUCUUUUUUUACAGAGCAAUCAUCAACUUACAAUAAACUUACAGUAAGGCAACAUUUCACAACCUGGUAUGUUUGUGAGGAAUCUCUCUGUGUCUUCUUCUUUACAAAACAAAAUCCAAAAAUAUUUGUUCACUGCAUAGUUUCCACUAAAAGAAUCCAGUCAGUCAACAUUUACAAGUAUACAUGUAUGAACUGUUAAGUCAAAGUGGGUGUUUACAUGUCUACAUGCUUUUUAUAUUAAAAGAUUCAAUAAACUUUUGGCAGUCAGCUGAGGUGUUUACCAUUCA